Messenger RNA from Micromonas pusilla CCMP1545, 1569 nucleotides. RefSeq lists its product as uncharacterized. Gene Ontology annotation, biological process: Golgi to plasma membrane protein transport; SNARE complex disassembly; intra-Golgi vesicle-mediated transport. Gene Ontology annotation, cellular component: Golgi stack. Gene Ontology annotation, molecular function: ATP binding; ATP hydrolysis activity. The transcript is spliced from 4 exons. The record is from RefSeq and is a predicted model, not a curated record. The annotation marks the transcript as partial. Lineage: Eukaryota; Viridiplantae; Chlorophyta; Mamiellophyceae; Mamiellales; Mamiellaceae.
CAGGAGGGGAGCUUCGAGAAGUACGGCGUCGGCGGGUUGGACGCGGAGUUCAUGACGAUCUUCCGCAGGGUCUUCGCGUCGCGGAUGGUCGCCCCGGACGUCGUGAGGCGACUCGGGAUGCGUCACGUCAAGGGGAUGCUGCUCUACGGCCCGCCCGGGACCGGGAAGACGCUCGUCGCGAAGCAGCUCGGGAAGCUCCUUAACGCGCACCCGCCGAAGAUCGUCAACGGGCCGGAGAUUUUGCAGCGGUUCGUCGGACAGUCCGAGGAGAACAUGCGCGACCUGUUCGCGCCCGCGGAGAAGGAGUUCAAAGGGAAGGGCGACAAGAGCAAGCUGCACGUCAUCAUCUUCGACGAAAUCGACGCCAUCAUGAAGGCGAGAGGCAGCGGCGGCGCCGCCGCCUCCGUGGUCCACGACAACGUCGUCAAUCAGCUGCUCACGAAGCUCGACGGGAUGCAGUCGCUCGAUAACGUCCUCGUCGUCGGGAUCACGAAUCGCCGCGACCUCCUCGACCCCGCGGUGCUGCGACCGGGGCGCUUGGAGCUCCAAGUCGAGGUGGGCUUGCCAGACGAGCGCGGUCGAAGGCAGAUUUUUAACAUUCACACCGCGGCGAUGCGCGCGGGCGGGAUGCUCGCGGCGGACGUGGACGUGGACGCGCUCGCGGCGACGACGGGGAACUACAGCGGCGCGGAGAUCAAGGGCCUCGUCGGCGCGGCGCAGUCGCACGCGCUGGCGCGGUACCUCGCCGCCUCCGGAAACGAAAACGAAAACAAAAACGAAAACGAAAACGAAAACGAAAACGAAAACGCCGCCGCCGCCGCCGCCGCCGCGAACGUCGUCGUCACCGCGGACGAUUUCGAGCGCGCGGCGCGAGAGGUCCGACCCGCGAUGGGCGCGGACGAGGCCGCGCUGAGCGCGCUGCGACCGCUCGGGAUGCACUGCAGCUGCGACACCGGGUCCGCGGUCGUCUCCCGACACAAGCGCGCGCGAGACGCCAUCGCGCCCCUCUUGCGCGCCGUCUCGAGGAGCGUCGUCGCCGUCUCCGACGCGAGCGCGAGCGCGCCGAAACCUAACGGCCCGGACCACAUCACGGUGCUACUGCACGGCCCGCCCGGGUCGGGAAAGACCGCCGCGGCCGCGGAGGCGUCCGGGUUCGAGGCGUCGGGGUUUCCUCACGUCAAGGUGUUCCGCGCCGAGCUCGCCGUCGCGAACGGGCCGGACGCGGCGCUGCACGCGCUUCGCGUCGCGUUCGACGACGCCGCGAAAGCGCCGCUGUCGCUGCUCGUGAUCGACAGCCUGGAGAUCCUACUCGGGAUCGCGGUCGGAGAGGGCGGGGACGCUCGACUCCUCCAGACCCUCCACGCGCUGCUUCGUCGGCCGCCGCCGCCGGGCAGGAAGCUCGCGGUGCUCGCGACGACGAGCUCCAUCGACGCGAUGCGACGCGUCGGCGUCUCCGGCGCGUUUCACGCCGCCGUGGAGGUGCCCCCGCUCUCGCGCGACGAAGCCGCGCGCGUGCUCGCGACGGAGGGCGCGUUCGGCGCCGGCGAUCACGACGCCGCGGUCGUCGCC